This is a messenger RNA of Fukomys damarensis (Damara mole-rat), 1723 nucleotides long. RefSeq names its product calbindin 1 (gene Calb1). Gene Ontology annotation, cellular component: dendrite; nucleus; cytosol. Gene Ontology annotation, biological process: regulation of presynaptic cytosolic calcium ion concentration; regulation of long-term synaptic potentiation. The transcript is spliced from 11 exons. Gene Ontology annotation, molecular function: calcium ion binding. Bases 156 to 941 code for a protein of 261 amino acids. The record is from RefSeq and is a predicted model, not a curated record. Lineage: Eukaryota; Metazoa; Chordata; Mammalia; Rodentia; Bathyergidae.
ACUGGGUGCGGGGUGCAGAGAAUCCGGAGGCUCGCCGGAGCAGAGCAGCACCGAGGACAGCUCCUGGUCUUCGUCCGCCUCCGCCCGGGCGCUCCGCACCGACACACACUCGCACUCUCUCACAUUCACACCGCAGGCACGCUCCUCGCUAUACAAUGGCAGAAUCCCACCUGCAGUCAUCCCUGAUCACAGCCAAACAGUUUUUCGAGAUCUGGCUUCAUUUCGACUCUGACGGAAGUGGUUACCUGGAAGGAAAGGAGCUGCAGAACUUGAUCCAGGAGCUCCUGCAGGCGCGAAAGAAGGCUGGAUUGGAGUUAUCACCUGAGAUGAAAACUUUUGUGGAUCAGUAUGGGCAGAGAGAAGAUGGAAAAAUAGGAAUUGUAGAGUUGGCUCAUGUAUUACCCACAGAAGAGAAUUUCCUGCUGCUCUUCCGAUGCCAGCAACUGAAGUCCUGUGAGGAAUUCAUGAAGACAUGGAGAAAAUAUGAUACCGAUCACAGUGGCUUCAUAGAAACUGAAGAACUUAAGAACUUUCUGAAGGACCUGCUAGAAAAAGCAAACAAGACUGUUGAUGACACAAAGCUAGCUGAGUAUACAGACCUAAUGCUGAAGCUGUUUGACUCAAAUAAUGAUGGAAAGCUGGAACUGACUGAGAUGGCUAGGUUACUACCAGUGCAAGAGAAUUUUCUUCUAAAAUUUCAGGGAAUUAAAAUGUGUGGGAAAGAAUUCAAUAAGGCAUUUGAGUUAUAUGAUCAGGAUGGCAAUGGAUACAUAGAUGAAAAUGAACUGGAUGCUUUACUGAAAGAUCUGUGUGAGAAGAAUAAACAGGAUCUGGACAUUAAUAAUAUUCCAACAUACAAGAAAAGCAUAAUGGCUUUGUCAGAUGGAGGGAAGCUGUACCGAACAGAUCUGGCUCUUAUUCUCUCUGCUGGGGACAACUAGAGUUGGAGUCACAACUACUUGCUAGUGAUACAUUGUAUCUAAAAAAAAAUAACUGUGCACUAUAAAGGAGUAGGCUGUAUUUUCUUUUAUAUCUGUAAAUUUUACUGCAUAUAGGUAAUUAUCCAGGAUGUGUGGCACAUUCUUUUCUGCUUGUUUCUAUACUGUUUGUAAUGUACAGUUUUUGUAACUAUAUGAUUGAAAAGGAGAAAGUCAUUAUUUAAGCCAGUCAGUAUACCCAAUUAAAAAUAACCUGACAUAUUCUUACUUUUAUAAAUACAGUUGUCCAUGAAGAUUCCCCUGAAAUUUUUCCCCAGGAUUAAUCUCUAAAAUUCUAAUCUCUAAUGUAAAAAUGCACAUUUAUCACUGAAUUUGAGAACUAUAUGACAAAGCCAACCAAGACAAUCAUAGGACUGUCCCACAAAGUACUUCUAUAUUUCCAAAUACUAGGAGAAAUGUGCAUUUCUAAUCUAAAAUAGUCACCAAAAUACCAAUAAACAGUUAAGUCAUGGCUUUAUGAAGUUAAGUUUCACUAGAGAUUUAUUAUUAAUCAACAUGUCUACGGCUUGAAUCUAUCCCAAACUAUGACUCAAGUUGAUGUGACAAGGGAAGGUAGCACCAGGUGGCACAGAUCUGAUUUUAAGUCUGUUUCUAACAAGUCUACUGUCAGAGUAUGACUUUAAUCCAUUUUCUAUUUUCAUGUGUUUCAGAUUAUAAUUAUUCUGGUAACUGCUGUUUUAUGUCAUAUUGUGUGUAAGCUCUGAUUAAAUUUAAUAUGCUAAGUA